Messenger RNA from Lottia gigantea (owl limpet), 435 nucleotides. RefSeq lists its product as hypothetical. Bases 1 to 435 code for a protein of 144 amino acids. The transcript has 3 exons. NCBI's taxonomy places the organism in Eukaryota, Metazoa, Mollusca, Gastropoda, Lottiidae. The record is from RefSeq and is a predicted model, not a curated record.
AUGCCUACGGAGGCUAUGGAUGAUGAUAAUACAAAUUUGGAUUUGAUUCCUAAUAAUGUGGAUACACCUUCAAGUAAUAGAACUACUGGUUUUAAUUAUAGAUACGGGGAAUCCAGCUCACAACACGCUGACGGCCAUAAUGUGGAUAGCACAGGGGUCAGUUGGCAAGACACAGAAGGGGAUUACCCUGCCUCUAAAGUCAGAUCAUGCUCAGACCAGUUAGGAAUAAAUGUAUCUCAAAUUAAUAAACAAACAAGAUUAUCUCCGAUAGGAAUUAUACAAAAAUCCGACGUCAUACCCAAGACAGUCUUGAUUGUUGGUUCGUCUUUGGUUAACCAUGCGGUUAUGGCGGCACGACAGUCUUCUCAUGGGUUGAAUAUGGGUUUAAAUGCUAAAGUAUGGUGGCAGGGAACUUCAGCUUUACGCUGGAUCUAA